Punica granatum (pomegranate) is the source of this 4250-nucleotide messenger RNA. The record is from RefSeq and is a predicted model, not a curated record. Lineage: Eukaryota; Viridiplantae; Streptophyta; Magnoliopsida; Myrtales; Lythraceae.
CUCUCUCUCUCUCUCUUUCUCCGUGCUAACGCUCACUUGCUCAGCCUUUUUUUUUUUUUGGGGUUCUUCUUCUCUUCUCUCUCAGAGCUGAUACUGAUAGUAAUUCUCAAGCUCAGAUCUUUCCAUAACAAUGGGCAGAACACCGACUAACGAUCCCCAUUCUUGAAUCACCAUAGCCUCUUCCCCUCACUCCUCCCCCCUCCCUCUCGAUCCCCAGCUGCAAAAGCAGAGCUCAAGAGCUGACAGAAAUGGCAGAGCCUACAGAGCCCAACGGCGGCAGCAGUAACAAGGCGGCGCCCUUGCCUGAGGCAGAGAAGAAGAAGGAGCAGAGCCUGCCCUUCUACCAGCUCUUCUCCUUCGCGGACAAGUUCGACUGGCUGCUAAUGAUCUCCGGCAGCAUUGGAGCCAUCAUCCACGGCUCCUCCAUGCCCGUCUUCUUCCUCCUGUUCGGUGAGAUGGUCAAUGGGUUCGGCAAGAACCAGUCUGAUUUGAAGAAGAUGACCGAUGAAGUCUCCAAGUAUGCUCUGUACUUCGUGUAUCUCGGGCUCAUCGUGUGCUUAUCUUCCUAUGCGGAGAUUGCUUGUUGGAUGUACACCGGGGAGAGGCAGGCGAGCACCCUGAGGAAGAAGUACUUGGAGGCGGUGCUGAAGCAGGACGUCGGGUUCUUCGACACCGACGCCCGGACGGGUGAUGUCGUCUUCAGCGUCUCCACGGACACCCUCCUCGUACAGGACGCCAUCAGCGAGAAGGUUGGAAAUUUCAUUCACUAUCUCUCAACCUUUCUCGCGGGACUAGUUGUUGGAUUUGUAGCAGCAUGGAGGUUGGCAUUGCUCAGUGUGGCUGUGAUUCCGGGCAUUGCUUUUGCUGGCGGCCUUUAUGCUUAUACACUCACUGGCCUAACGUCAAAAAGCCGGGAAUCUUAUGCCAACGCAGGAAUAAUUGCGGAACAGGCAAUUGCACAAGUUCGGACAGUUUACUCAUAUGUCGGAGAGAGCAAGGCUCUGAAUUCCUAUUCUGAUGCAAUCCAGAACACGCUUAAGCUUGGGUACAAGGCUGGCAUGGCCAAGGGCCUGGGGCUGGGAUGUACAUAUGGGAUUGCAUGCAUGUCAUGGGCUCUUGUUUUCUGGUAUGCUGGUGUUUUCAUAAGGAACGGACAGACUGAUGGAGGCAAAGCAUUCACUGCUAUUUUCUCCGCCAUUGUUGGCGGCAUGAGUUUGGGUCAAUCGUUUUCUAAUCUUGGGGCAUUUAGCAAAGGUAAAGCUGCUGGGUAUAAACUGAUGGAGAUUAUAAAACAGAAGCCCACAAUAACUCAGGAUUCCUUGGAUGGGAAAUGCCUCUCCGAGGUCAAUGGGAACAUAGAGUUUAAGGAUGUAACAUUUAGCUACCCAUCAAGACCCGAUGUAAUUAUUUUCCGGAAUUUCUCAAUCUUCUUCCCUGCUGGAAAGACUGUUGCUGUCGUUGGUGGAAGCGGUUCAGGAAAAAGCACGGUUGUGUCUCUGAUCGAGAGAUUCUACGAUCCUAGUCAAGGGCAAAUUUUGCUGGAUGAUGUGGACAUUAAGACUCUUCAGCUCAGAUGGCUAAGAGAUCAGAUCGGGCUCGUGAAUCAAGAGCCAGCACUCUUUGCAACAACAAUUCUCGAGAACAUACUCUAUGGGAAGCCCGAUGCAACGUUAGCUGAAGUAGAAGCAGCUGCCUCUGCAGCCAAUGCCCAUAGUUUCAUUACCUUGCUCCCAAAUGGCUACAACACUCAGGUCGGAGAACGAGGAGUCCAGCUCUCAGGAGGUCAGAAACAGAGGAUUGCCAUUGCAAGGGCGAUGCUGAAGAACCCGAAGAUCCUCCUCCUUGAUGAGGCAACGAGCGCUCUAGAUGCAGGGUCUGAGAGCAUAGUUCAAGAGGCUCUUGACCGUUUGAUGGUCGGAAGGACAACUGUGGUGGUAGCGCACCGCCUCUCCACCAUUCGGAAUGUUGAUUCAAUUGCAGUCAUACAGCAGGGCCAAGUUGUGGAGACAGGAACUCACGAUGAACUAAUUGCCAAGGCUGGGGCUUAUGCUUCUCUAAUUAGAUUCCAAGAAAUGAUUGGUAACAGAGAUUUCUCGAACCCCUCAACCCGAAGGUCACGAUCAUCAAGAUUGAGCCAUUCUUUAUCCACAAAAUCCCUGAGCCUGAGGUCUGGUAGCCUGAGGAACUUGAGCUACUCAUACAGCACUGGGGCUGAUGGGCGACUUGAGAUGAUCUCUAAUGCUGAGACCGAUCGGAAGAAUCCAGCACCCGAUGGUUACUUUUUCAGGCUUAUCAAGCUAAACGCCCCUGAAUGGCCCUACUCUAUCAUGGGAGCUGUGGGUUCUGUGCUCUCAGGAUUCAUUGGUCCCACCUUUGCUAUCGUGAUGAGCAAUAUGAUUGAGGUGUUCUACUACCGAAACUACGCUUCCAUGGAGAGAAAAACAAAGGAGUACGUUUUCAUCUACAUCGGGGCAGGGCUCUAUGCUGUUGUUGCCUACUUGAUUCAACAUUACUUCUUCAGCAUCAUGGGGGAGAAUCUCACCACUAGAGUGAGGAGGAUGAUGCUAGCAGCCAUACUGAGUAAUGAAGUGGGAUGGUUUGACGAGGAGGAGCACAACUCGAGCCUGGUGGCAGCUCGUCUAGCCACGGACGCGGCGGAUGUGAAGUCGGCCAUUGCCGACCGAAUCUCGGUGAUACUGCAGAACAUGACCUCUCUUCUCACUUCCUUCAUUGUUGCCUUUGUCAUUGAGUGGAGGGUCUCCCUUCUCAUCCUUGGCACCUUCCCUCUCCUUGUUCUUGCCAACUUUGCCCAGCAACUGUCUCUCAAGGGCUUCGCUGGGGACACAGCCAAAGCGCACGCGAAGACCAGCAUGAUAGCGGGAGAAGGGGUGAGUAACAUCAGGACUGUAGCGGCCUUCAAUGCCCAGAACAAAAUUCUCUCCCUGUUCUCGUAUGAGCUUCGGGUUCCGCAGAUGAGGAGCCUUCGGCAGAGCCAGACUUCGGGCCUCCUCUUCGGUCUCUCCCAGCUGGCAUUGUAUGCCUCUGAGGCCCUCAUCCUGUGGUACGGUGCCCACCUUGUGAGCAAGGGCGCUUCGACCUUCUCGAAGGUUAUCAAGGUCUUUGUCGUCCUGGUGAUCACUGCUAACUCGGUUGCUGAAACUGUCAGCCUGGCCCCUGAGAUCAUCAGGGGUGGAGAGGCAGUGGGGUCAGUUUUCUCGAUUCUGGACAGGCAUACAAGGAUUGACCCAGAUGACCCAGAGGUGGAGACCGUUGGAUCAGUCCGAGGGGAGAUUGAGCUCAGGCAUCUGGACUUUGCUUACCCUUCACGGCCAGAUGUUAUCGUGUUCAAGGACUUUAACUUGAGGAUCCGAGCCGGGCAGAGUCAAGCCCUAGUAGGGGCCAGCGGGUCAGGCAAGAGCUCCGUCAUAGCACUAAUCGAGCGCUUCUAUGAUCCAAUUGCUGGGAAAGUCAUGAUCGAUGGGAAGGACAUCCGUAGACUGAACCUCAAGUCUCUCCGUCUCAAGAUCGGCCUGGUCCAGCAGGAGCCAGCCCUUUUUGCAGCAAGCAUCUUCGACAACAUUGCGUAUGGGAAAGAUGGGGCAACAGAGGCUGAGGUGAUCGAGGCGGCCCGAGCGGCAAACGUACACACCUUCGUUAGUGGGUUACCCGAUGGUUACAAUACUCCAGUGGGGGAGAGAGGGGUUCAGCUCUCUGGCGGACAGAAGCAGAGGAUUGCAAUCGCUCGGGCAGUGCUUAAGGACCCGGCCAUUCUCUUACUGGACGAGGCCACAAGCGCGCUAGACGCCGAGUCAGAGUGCGUCCUCCAAGAAGCCCUCGAGCGGCUCAUGAGGGGUAGGACCACUGUCCUGGUGGCCCACCGCCUCUCAACCAUCAGAGGAGUUGACAGCAUCGGAGUGGUCCAGGACGGGCGGAUCGUGGAGCAUGGGAGCCAUUCGGAGCUAGUGAGCCGACCCGAGGGGGCCUACUCGAGACUAUUGCAGUUACAACUUCAUCACAUAUGAAAGAUUACUCCCUAAUUUUCCCCCCCUUUUUUUGGGUUUAUUUUCGCUUUUUUUUUUUUUUUUUUUUACUUUUUUUAUUUGUAGCGACAUGCAUGCCUAGUUGUUGGGUGGUAAAGUAAUUAUUAUUGUUGGUCCCAUUGAUGAUCUUGUGCCUUUUUUUUCCUGAUAAGCUGUUGUAGAUAUAUUGAGGGGAAAUGGAUAUAAUAUCUUAUGAACUUUGCCCAACCC